AUGGCCCCAACAGCAGCCCAGAGGAACAUACACUUGACCGUGUACAUCAUCACCCUACUCACCGGUGUCCCGUCUAACCUCGUGGCCCUCCACGCGUUGAUUCAAAAGCUCCGCACCAAGGCGACACCCAACACUGUCUUCCUCCUUAACCUGACUAUCUCUGAUUUAGCGUUUCUGGCUUUUCUUCCUUUCAAGGUCACCGAGCUCCUCCAAGGUCAAUGGAAAAUGCCCUCCUUCCUUUGUCCGCUUAGUGGACUCAUCUACUUCAGCACCAUCUACUCCAGCACGCUGUUCCUCACCGCCGUGAGCGUAGAGAGGUACCUCGGCGUAGCCUUUCCCCUAAAGUACAAACUCUACCGUAAGCCCAGUUGCGCUGUGGCCAUCAGCUGCUUCCUCUGGGUCUGCUCCUUUGCCCAUUGCAGCAUUGUCUACAUCACAGAGUAUCACCAGCCUUCAAACUCGACGGAAAGGUCCCUCUGCUACAACAACUUCACCACCAAACAGCUGGAGGUCCUCCUGCCUUUCCGUCUCGAACUGGGGAUCGUCCUGUUCUGUUUCCCAUUUCUAGUCACCUGCUUCUGCUACGGCAGCUUCGUCAGGAUUAUUGUCUCCUCGUCUCACAUCCAUCGAGAGAAAAAGCAAAGGGCCAUCGGUCUGGUAUUGACCACCCUCACCGUGUUUGCCAUCUGCUUCGCCCCGUACAACGUUUCUCAUUUGGUUGGGUUCGUGCAGAGAAAGAACUUGGACUGGAGAGACGAAGCCUUGCUUCUUAGCACGUUCAACGCCAGUUUGGACCCGAUCAUUUUCUACUUUUCUUCCACGGCUGUACAGCAUUCCUGCAAGUGUUGCUUGAUGAGGCUGAACAUUUGCCGGUCCCAACAAACUCUACGCAAGCUCGUGAAUAAACAGAAAAUGAAAUCGGCUCCCCAGCAGGUCUCGGACAACCAGAUCCAUGGUUCUAAUCUCUGA
Spea bombifrons (plains spadefoot toad) is the source of this 969-nucleotide messenger RNA. RefSeq names its product free fatty acid receptor 2-like. The record is from RefSeq and is a predicted model, not a curated record. Lineage: Eukaryota; Metazoa; Chordata; Amphibia; Anura; Pelobatidae. Gene Ontology annotation, biological process: G protein-coupled receptor signaling pathway; cellular response to fatty acid. Gene Ontology annotation, cellular component: plasma membrane. Bases 1 to 969 code for a protein of 322 amino acids. The transcript has a single exon. Gene Ontology annotation, molecular function: G protein-coupled receptor activity.